Molecule: messenger RNA, 837 nt
Organism: Magallana angulata
Lineage: Eukaryota; Metazoa; Mollusca; Bivalvia; Ostreida; Ostreidae
Product: multiple epidermal growth factor-like domains protein 10
Exons: 5
Coding region: 1-837 (278 amino acids)
Molecular function (GO): scavenger receptor activity
Source: RefSeq, a predicted model, not a curated record
AUGAACUGUAUAAACUGUGUUUUUCAUGUAGCCGGAUUAUUUGCAGCAUUUGCAUAUGAGGACAUAUCCUACCAAAAAGUCGCCACCCAGUCACAUACCUCUACAUCGGUGAAUUCAGACGCUAGGAACGCAGUUGAUGGAAACAUAAAGACGUGUAUGAAGACAGAAGAUAUAGGAUUAACCUCUAAACACAGAACCGUGUGGUGGAAAGUAGAUCUCGGGGAAGUAAACAACAUCUACAGCAUACACAUUCAAUUCAAAAACUACGACGGUGACCUUGUUCGCCAAAGAGGACGAUUUGCAGGAUUCUCGCUAUAUGUAUCAGAUACUGAUGUAUCAUCCAUUAGUGAGAUAAAGAGUUCUACUCUUUGUUACAAGGACGGACCACAGUUGCCGCCCCUUAACUUUACAACAAUAUGUACAGAAAAGGGUCGGUACGUCAUAUAUUACAACGAAAGAUUGGACAGAGUUAUCUACCCGGCCAUAUAUCAAAAACAGAAUGUCUACAGUGAGCUAUGUAAAGUCAUAGUACAAGGUUGUAAAAAUGCCAGUGUCUACGGCAGUAACUGUGACACUCCAUGUCCCACCAACUGUAAAGACAGCACGUGUCACAUACAGAGCGGAACGUGUUUCACGUGUAAACCUGGGUGGACUGGGACGUAUUGUAAUACACAGUGUGGCAAGGGGUGGUUCGGCUUGAAUUGUAGUCAACACUGUGUUGGACAUUGUAAAUAUAACAUGAGUUGUAAUCAUGCGACUGGUCAGUGUGAUGAAGGGUGUGCUGCAGGAUGGACAGGGACUACGUGUGACAAAGGUAGAUUUUGUCAUUUCACUUAA